AUGAUAAUGAGUGUUCCUACAGAACAUUUUGAGAAGAUCCCUGUGUAUACUCUCAGUCCUGUUCCUUUAAGUCCAGAAGUGCUAGAAGCUCUCAAAGUCUAUGAAAGCACUGGUUCCGUUCCACAUAGCCCUGUCACCAACAGAAAGCUUGCUGAGACAGACAGCAAUAAUAAAACAGCUGAGGAACCAGACACUCCAGUAUCAGAGGAGAAUAAAACAGCCACUAGGAGAAAGUCUCUACAGAGGUCACAUACCAUUGGUGUUGGUGUAGGGUCAAGGCCACCUCCUAACAAGGCAUUGUUGAAAGGACCUCAGAUGAGCAUAUGUUGUGAUUGUAAAACUAUGAUAAUGGAAAUAAUUCGAGCCAGUAGAUCUUCAGUGUCUCUCAUUACGGGCAAACCUGAGGCCCAGGAAGGGGAUAAAAAUAAAGACUCAGUGACCCCUAGGAGCCAGGUGUCUGCAAGAUCUUCAGUUGUAUUAAGACCAAGACAUUUAAAUCUUGAAGAACGACCAAGGCCUAGGUCUAUGCUAGAUAACUUCAAGUCAUUUAAUUUUUCAAAAACAAGUACUGAUGCAUAAUAUACACAAUAUUUUAUCACAGAGGGGGAAUGGUCCUAUGAUGUUUUUAUUUCCAGAUUUCAUUUAUAUUCAUGCAAAAAAAACCCACUAGCUACAUAUUAGGAGAAUUUGAUGACAUGACUCUCAAAGUUAACUUUAAAUUUUUAGUUCACCAGAGCACAAGGUGUUUAUGGUGAGCUUUUAAAGUUUGUCAAAAACUUGGCCUCCAGAGCUUGUAGUCAUUUUCUGCUAUAUGAAUUUAGUGUUUCGUAUGUGUAUUUAGAGGAAACUUAAAAAAUCUUCCUGUCAGAAAACACUGCCCUAAUUGAAGAAUAAUGUCCAUGUGCGAUCCCCUAUCAAAACUGUUGAGACUCAGGUGAGGGAUCUAGGGCCAACAUGACCUUCUUGUUUUCUUGCAUGAAUUUCCAGUUUCUUCACCUCACUGAUGUUAGUAAAUUCAGCUGCCAAGUUUUCUUACAUAGUGUUAAAUACGAGACAUACAUUCAACAGUUCAAAGACAUCAUUUGAUCAUUUAUAGGCAUAUACACGCCUACACAUUUUUCUCAGAGAUGCAAAUCAAAUAUACCCAGAAUGCACCACGUAGCACAUGGAAACCAAAACUUUCAUUGUGAAGCAUGACUUGUGACUCCUUGAUCUAUGUUCCUAUACAUCAGUCUUAACCAAGUUAUGUCCAAGAUAGUUACUUUUUAGUGUUUAACAUUUUCUGAAAUGGGAAAUGAAAAAGUUUAGAAUAAGGAGAAACCAUGUUAUGCGGAAUCUAUGUGUUGCCCAUUCUCUGAUUAUUUAACCAGAUACGCACUCCUUUACCUGCUGCUUGUACCUAAUUUUUGCUUUGUAUUUUAUAGAGAUAUUUCCAUUGAACAAAUAUUUAUACACUAACUGCAUUUGAUCAAAACAUGGGUUGUGCAUUUUCUAUUUAUUUUUCUGCAAUGAAAUGUUUUAUUUUAUGUCUGCAUUUUUGGAUUUUUUCCAUUUUUAGCUCACCUGUCACAAAGUGACAAGGUGAGCUUUUGUGAUCGCGCGGUGUCCGUCGUCCGUCCGUCCGUAAACUUUUGCUUGUGACCACUCUAGAGGUCACAUUUUUCAUGGGAUCUUUAUGAAAUUUGGUCAGAAUGUUCACCUUGAUGAUAUCUUGGUCAAAUUCGAAACUGGGUCACGUGCCAUCAAAAACUAGGUCAGUAGGUCUAAAAAUAGAAAAACCUUGUGACCUCUCUAGAGGCCAUUAUUUUCAAUGGAUCUUCAUGAAAAUUGGUCAGAGUGUUCACCUUGAUGAUAUCUAGGUUAAGUUCGAAACUGGGUCACGUGCCUUCAAAAACUAGGUCAGUAGAUCUAAAAAUAGAAAAACCUUGUGACCUCUCUAGAGGCCAUAUAUUUCACAAGAUCUUCAUGAAAAUUGGUCAGAACGUUCACCUUGAUGAUAUCUAGGUCAAGUUCGAAACUGGGUCACGUGCCUUCAAAAACUAGGUCAGUAGGUCAAAUAAUAGAAAAACAUUGUGACCUCUCUAAAGGCCAUAUUUUUCAUGGGAUCUGUAUGAAAGUUGGUCUGAAUGUUCAUCUUGAUGAUAUCUGGGUCAAGUUCGAAACUGGGUCACGUGCGGUCAAAAACUAGGUCAGUAGGUCUAAAAAUAGAAAAACCUUGUGACCUCUCUAGAGGCCAUAUAUUUCACAAGAUCUUUAUGAAAAUUGGUCAGAACGUUCACCUUGAUGAUAUCUAGGUCAAGUUCGAAACUGGGUCACUGCCUUCAAAAACUAGGUCAGUAGGUCAAAUAAUAGAAAAACCUUGUGACCUCUCUAAAGGCCAUAUUUUUCAUGGGAUCUGUAUGAAAGUUGGUCUGAAUGUUCACCUUGAUGAUAUCUAGGUCAAGUUUGAAACUGGGUCACGUGCCUUAAAAAACUAGGUCAAUAGGUCAAAUAAUAGAAAAACCUUGUGACCUCUCUAGAGACCAUAUUUUUCAAUGGAUCUUCAUGAAAAUUGGUCAGAAUUUUUAUCUUGAUAAUAUCUAGGUCAAGUUCAAAACUGGGUCACAUGAGCUCAAAAACUAGGUCACUAUGUCAUAUAAUAGAAAAAACGACGUCAUACUCAAAACUGGAUCAUGUGAGAAGAGGUGAGCGAUUCAGGACCAUCAUGGUCCUCUUGUUUAUAUUAUACAUGUAUACACUUUUUGCUCUAAACUACCACUUACUAUUUUUCAUUAAUGUAUACAAGAGCAAUUGUGCUAUCAUAUCAAGUUCAAGUGAAGAGUUAAUUGCACACCUUUUUAGGGACUAUCGUUCACAAAAAUAAAACUUUUAUAGAAAGCUUGGAGACUGUGUGAUUCAGACCAGUGCUUGUAUCAAAAUGUCAACUGUUCUCUGUUAGCUGCAUAAAAUUUCAAUAUUGUCUUUUCAUUAACAAGCAGGUUUGUAUGUGCCUGUUGUCAGUAUUUCUGUUCUGAGAUGUCAUAUUAUUCCUGGAAAUAAAACUUUAUUUUAUGCAAUAUUUGGAUCAUUUAAGGUGCUAAAUUAAUGCUGGUUUUACAGGUUGUUAAGGAUUAUGUUUUGAUUUGUUCUCAAGUUUAAUAGAACAUUUUUGAGGAAACCCUUGCAGUUGAAACUAGGUUUCUGGAUGACCAAGGAUUAAGCGUUUUACUUCAAGAUAACCGAAAUUCGACUUAAAAUGAUAUUUUUGUGUAUUUGGUUUACGGAUAGGACUUGAAAUAGGCUUCAAAAUAACAGGAAUUUUGAGAUAAGUGAGUUUGACAUAUUGAAUUUCACCUGUAUUUAGUAACAUUCAAGAUGAAGGCCAAAUUACUGACAAGAGCAAAACUGGAAAGUAUUGUUUUUGCUGCAUUUAACUUGUUUGAAUGAAAAAGAUACUAGAUUGAACUUAUGGCAAAGUUUUUUUUUCAGUUUUAGAAAUUUACAUGCACAACUAGAAGCCACAUUAGGUAUUGCUUGCAAUAACUUCUAUACAGUAGCUUCACUGUCUGGCUUGAAAUGUAAUUUAGAUAGGUGAACUUUCUCUCUCUAAGAUACACUGUGAUGUAUUUGUGUGGUGCCAAAGUCUAUAAUUAGUAACCAUACAGAAAAUGAGCCGCACCAUGAGAAAACCAACCUAGUGCAUUUGCAACCAGGAUCCAUGCUGUUCGCUUUCAAAGCCUAUUGCAAUUAAAGGACUUAUUAGCGAACAGCAUGGAUCCUGACCAGACUGCACGGAUGCCCAGGCUGGUUUGGAUCAAUGCUGGUCACAAAUGCACUGUGUUGGUUUUCUCAUGGCACGGCUCAAAUAUACACAGGAAGUAUGAUUUUUUAUUUGUAUAAACUCAUUUUGGUUUUGCAAUUCAUCAGGAUGACCAUCCUUGUACAUAUCCGUGUGAUGUACAUAUUUUGUACAUGUAGCUGUAUUAUAGAACAGUAAUAUGUACAGGCCUACUCGACUGUUGUGUAUAUAUGAAGAGUUUAUUUAGCAAUUUAUGAAUUAGUUUAUUGCUUACAAUAUAGGUUAUUUAUUGUAUGAAUGAGAUAUUUUAUGAAAUCCAGUAAUUAUGACGCUUUGCAGCAUUCCACAUUCUUUUAUGAUAAAUUCUCCGUUUGACAUGCCAACGAAAUAAGGAAGAAAAAAAAAAUAUAUAUAUAAAUAGGAUUCUUAAUUUUCAGUUAUUGUAUAAUCUAGAGCUAUGAAAUUAAAUCAUAUAAAACACCAAUUGUAACAUCCCUGCAUAUUGAGAUUAAUUUUAAUAUUUACACAAGAGGAAUUUGAAAUCGCCUGAAUUAUUAUUAUUAUUAUACCAGAUUUAUAUAGCGCCCUUUUCAUGAUCAAUUUCACGUUCAAAGGCGCUUUACAUAGUUCAAAUGCAGCCACACAGGGUGCAUAAUUCAUCCUCUACUAGUACAGACACAGAGCAAUCUGACCAGAGGGACAGAGUGAGACAAAGCCCCCACAACAGAGAGAUCAGAAAUCAGAUACAGGCUUGUCCGGCUAACUUAGCCUAGCUCGUUGCAAAUAGACAGCCUGGUUUUUUAACAUGCCCAGUGUAUAGCACUGAUACAUGCAAGGAUUGCCUGGGUUCCUGACCAGUACACCUCUAGUUGGGUGGGAAACACUGAAAAGUGUUUCUGAAAGUUCCCGAGUAGCUGCCGGGAACCCCUGACCUCAGGAUUGGAAGGCCAGUGUGCAAACCACUGAGCGUUUUGUCCACCAUAUGACACUGAUCAAACACUUAUAAUAACUGAUGUGCUUACAGGUAUCAUCAGUUAAAUAGCAUGCUACUUCCUGGUUGUGAACAGUCAAGUGACAAAGAAAUUUUUACUAAUAUCUAUCAGUUGUAUGUGCUACCUACCAUCAAAUAUCCUUAUCAAAUACCAAUUCUGUUUUGCAAUACUUUUUACAUUCUCUUUCAUGAUAGUAAUUAUUGUCUUUAAGACUAUUCCAAUCAAGAUUCAUAAUGUAAUAUGCAAUGUUUCAUUCUGUUACUGAUAAGUAGUUAUUGUACUUUCAACUUAAUCAAGUUUUGCUUCUCUCUAUAAGGCAAUACCUCAUUAUAUACUUAAUGAUCAUUUGCCCUAAUUAGUAAUCACUACAUUAUGUACAACGUGUUCAAAUACUGGCCUUAGUAGACAGAUUGUGUUCUAAAUAAAUCUUUUCAUGUAUGUAUUUAAAAAAAAAACUUUUGGUUUAUUCAGUUUGUCAGUAAACUGAUUGUCCUUGAAGAGGAACUGUGUUACCAAUGUAUGUACUUUACACUUUAGUAUGAAUAUUUUGGUGGUGAUUCCUCCAUUUUCGACUUGUGCAAGCUGUUUUUAUUGUAAUUUACCAAUCAUGUUAAAACUCUAAUUUGGCAUAAACUAUUCUCGGAAUCAUACAAAAUGCUAAUGUUUUAGUCAAAGUUCCUACCUGACGUUUUGUCGAGAAAAUAUAUUGUUUAAUGCAAAUGCACUAAUUUGAUUUAGGAACAAUGAAGUUAAUAUUUCCUAUUGAUAACUAAUAAUCUAUUAUAGUAAUCUGCUUUCCACACAAGCCAAUAGCCACACUGAUCAAUUUUUCUUCCUUUCCACUUGCAUGUCAAAGUUAUUAUCUUGCUAUUUUCUUUACAUACAUGUACUGCAGUUAUUUAUGUAAAGAGAAAUUGUGUUCUUUGUAUGAAUGGUCUUCGUUGAAAAAAAGACAUAAUAAAAUAAAACUGGAUACUAACAAAACACA
Molecule: messenger RNA, 5758 nt
Organism: Mercenaria mercenaria
Lineage: Eukaryota; Metazoa; Mollusca; Bivalvia; Venerida; Veneridae
Exons: 4
Coding region: 1-579 (192 amino acids)
Biological process (GO): intracellular transport; Golgi vesicle transport; actin filament polymerization
Cellular component (GO): cell cortex; cytoplasmic vesicle membrane
Molecular function (GO): actin binding
Source: RefSeq, a predicted model, not a curated record